GUGGCGCUAGUGAGUAAAGCAUAAAAAAAACACAGCUGAGAUGUGAGGCAUUGUUUAUUUUGCGUGGUUAGGUAGCUCGUUUAAUCGCUGAAAAUAUCAUUGUCUCUCACUAUGAAUCAGCGGAAUACACUAGUUCUGCAUUUCAAGGGCUCUGUUAGUCAUCGAUAGCCGUUAAAGUCGUUGUCGUCCUUUAAGAAAGGUGUUCAUGGUGUUAUUUGUGUAGUGUGAGGUGCGCGCGCGCGUCUUGAGGAGCUCCAAGAGGACUAUAUACAUUUUAAUGCACAUAUUGUAAUACUUAUCGAUCUGCUCGAUAUACUAAGUGCUUCAGCCUACUGACAGCUUAUAUUUUUGCAAUACACCGCCGUCGGAUCUUCGAAGCGCGUCGCUUCGCUGCAUCGGGUGCGAGAUUUGACGCUUGGAUAAGCUUUAGGACAGCGACUCCAUACUGGACCACCUAUAUAAGAUUUGUUUGAUGUCCUCGUGAGGAAAUCGAACUGAAGAUGUGGGUGAACCCUGAGGAGGUGUUGUUGGCCAGCGCGUUAUGGAUGACAGAGAGAGCGAAUCCGUAUUUCAUCCUGCAGAAGAGAAAGGGCCAUGGAGACGGCGGAGGAGGACUCGCGGGUCUGCUGGUUGGCACCCUUGACGUCGUGUUGGACUCCAGCGCCCGUGUGGCCCCGUACAGGAUUCUCUACCAGACCCCUGAUUCCCUGGUUUACUGGACCAUCGCCCACGGGAGCUCUCGUAAGGAGAUCACGGAGAACUGGGAAUGGCUGGAGCAGAAUCUGCUGCAGACACUCUCCAUCUUCGAGAAUGAGAAUGACAUCACCACUUUCGUCAAGGGCAAAAUACAGGGCAUUAUAGCAGAAUACAACAAGAGCCACGACAUCAAAGAGGAUGACGAUACGGACAAGUUCAAGGAGGCCAUCGCUAAGUUUCGUAAGCUCUUUGUCAUGCCGGAGGAGGAGAAGCUGGUGAACUACUACUCCUGCAGCUACUGGAAGGGGAAGGUGCCACGGCAGGGCUGGCUGUACCUCAGCAUCAACCACCUUUGCUUUUACUCCUACCUGCUCGGAAAAGAGGCUAAGCUGGUGAUCCGCUGGGCUGACAUCACUCAGCUGGAGAAGAACGCCACACUCCUGCUGCCAGACAUGGUGCGCGUCAGCACACGCUGCAGCGAGCACGUCUUCUCCGUCUUCCUGAACAUCAACGAGACCUUCAAACUUAUGGAGCAGCUGGCCAACAUAGCCAUGAGACAGCUGCUGGACAACAAGGGCUUUGAGCAGGACCGCUCUCUGCCCAAACUCAAGAAGAAGUCGCCCAAGAAAGUGUCGGCCCUCAAAAGAGAUCUGGACGCCAGGGCUAAAAGCGAGCGAUACCGGGCGCUUUUCCGCCUGCCGAAAGACGAGAAAUUGGACGGCCACACGGACUGCACGCUAUGGACCCCCUUCAACAAGAUGCACAUCCUCGGACAGAUGUUUGUCUCCACUAAUUACAUCUGCUUCACCAGUAAAGAGGAGACCAUCUGCAGCCUGAUCAUCCCACUCAGAGAGGUGACGAUUGUUGAGAAAGCUGAUAGCUCCAACGUCCUUCCCAGUCCCUUGUCAAUCAGCACCAAAAACAAAAUGACCUUCCUCUUUGCCAACCUCAAAGACCGGGACUUCCUGGUGCAGAGGAUCUCAGACUUCCUACAGCAGACCACUUCUAAAAUCUACUUUGAGCGGGAAAUCACAGGCAGCCUCAGCAGCUCAGACGACGAGGUGUACUCGCAGCAGGGCAGUGUUCUGUCAUGCAGUCCUCAGUGCAGCGCUCUCGGCUCUGAGGGAGAGAGUGAGAGGCAGUUCAAUCUCAAUGAUAACAGGGUUCCCACCGCAACACAAGCCCUGAUGACCAUGUACCGCCGGCGCUCCCCGGAGGAGUUCAACCCCAAACUGGCUAAAGAGUUUCUGAAGGAGCAGGCCUGGAAGAAUCACUUCACCGAAUACGGCCAGGGAGUGUGUAUGUACCGCACGGAGAAGACCAAAGACCUGGUGCUGCAGGGCAUCCCGGAGAACAUGAGAGGAGAGCUGUGGCUCCUGUUUUCUGGGGCGAUUAACGAGAUGGCCACUCAUCCUGGUUAUUAUGAGGAUCUGGUGGAGAAGUCGAUGGGGAAAUAUAAUCUGGCCACAGAGGAGAUCGAGAGAGACCUGCACCGGUCUCUCCCGGAGCAUCCGGCCUUUCAGAAUGAGAUGGGCAUCGCCGCCCUGCGUCGAGUCCUCACUGCGUACGCCUUCCGCAACCCCAAUAUCGGCUACUGCCAGGCCAUGAACAUCGUGACCUCCGUCCUGCUGCUGUACGCUAAAGAGGAAGAGGCCUUUUGGCUCCUGGUGGCCUUAUGUGAGCGGAUGCUUCCCGAUUACUACAACACCAGAGUCGUAGGUGCUUUGGUGGACCAGGGUGUGUUCGAGGAGCUGGCUCAUGUCUACGUUCCUCAGCUGUAUGACUGCAUGCAGGCGCUGGGCGUCAUCUCCACCAUCUCCCUCUCGUGGUUCCUCACACUCUUCCUGUCCGUCAUGCCCUUCGAGAGCGCCGUGGUGGUGGUCGACUGCUUCUUCUACGAGGGCAUCAAGGUCAUCUUCCAGCUGGCUCUGUCCGUGCUCGACGCUAACAUCCAUCAGCUGCUGAGCUGUAAAGAUGACGGAGAAGCCAUGACCAUCCUGGGCAGGUAUCUGGACAGCGUGACCAAUAAGGACAGCACCCUUCCUCCGAUCCCUCAUCUUCACUCUCUCCUGACGGAUAACGGUGAGCCUCAUCCUGAGGUGGACAUCUUCAAACUUGUGCGCAGCUCAUAUGAGAAGUUCGGCUCCAUUCGAGCAGAUGUGAUCGAGCAGAUGAGGUUCAAACAGAGACUGAGGGUGAUCCAGGCCAUUGAAGACACCACCAAACGCAAUGUGGUGCGGACCAUCGUGACGGAGACGCCUUUCAGCAUUGAUGAGCUGGAGGAGCUCUACACACUCUUUAAGGCUGAGCAUCUGACCAGCUGUUACUGGGGCACCACCAGCAACCCCAUGAGCCGCCACGACCCGAGCCUGCCAUACCUGGAGCAGUACCGUAUCGAUCUGGAGCAGUUCAAGGGCCUGUUCGCGCUGCUCUUCCCCUGGGCCUGCGGCUCGCACACCGACGAUCUGGCCCUGCGAUUCUUCCGUCUGCUGGACCACAACGCAGACGCGCUCAUCAACUUCAGAGAGUUCAUCAGUGGCUUGAGUGUCCUGUGUCAUGGUGACCUGACGGAAAAACUCAAAUUUCUGUAUAAGAUUCACGUACUUCCAGAGCUGCACCAUGAGCAGGAGGAGCCGGACUCGGCCUGUGAAGCCACACAGUAUUUCUUUGAGGACAUCACCCCAGAGACCUCCAGCGGCCUCGACCCCAAGAACAGAACCGAGAAGGAUGAUGGAUUCGUCAGAGUCACUUUCAAGAACGAAAAAGUGAAGAAAACGCACACUCCAGAUUACCGCACGUACCUCCGUCUGUGGAACCAGGAGACCAAAGCAAAGCUGGAGAACAUGAAAGAUCUGCCCAAACUCAACCAGAGUCAGUUCAUCGAGCUGUGUAAGACUCUCUACAACAUGUUCAGUGAAGACCCCAGCGAGCAGGAGCUGUAUCACGCCACUGCUACGGUCACCAGCCUGCUGCUGGAGAUGGGAGAGGUGGGCAAACUCUUCUGCAGUCCCGCUAACAAGGACGAGGAGGAGGAGGAGGACGACGAAGAGGACGACCGCAUCCCGGUGUGCAGAAGCAAGCGGGAGAGAGCGCGACACAAGCCCUGUGAUAGCGAUAUUAACUCCUCCAGCACGGGCCCAUUAGACGACAUCAAACUGGAGGACUCAUCUCCCAAAGACACCGGCACGUCCUCCGCCAUGCUCAUCUCAGACGACGAGACCAAAGACGACACGUCCAUGUCCUCGUACUCCGUCCUGAGCGCCGGCUCCCACGAGCUGGACGAUAAGCUUCAGUGUGAGGACAUCGCGGAGGACACUGUUCUCAUACGCAAUGGCGGGACACAUAGGGGAGUGGGGCAUCAUGGGAGAGGUGGUCUGCCUCACAGUGCCAGCAUCGAUAAGGACUGGGCCAUCACAUUCGAGCAGUUCCUGGCCUCUGUGCUCACCGAACAAGCCCUGGUACAGUACUUCGAGAAGCCUGUUGAGAUCGCAGCGCGAAUUACUAACGCCAAGAAUGUUCGCAAGGUGGGACACCAACACAUGUCCGUCAGUGACUAUGAGAUCUCGCUAUCAGGCUAAUGUGCUAAACUUAAACUAUUACCUCUCCAUUCACAAACUGUGUUUCAAGAUUAAAGGCGUACAGUAGUUCAUCCAAAAAUGAAAGUUAUACCAUCAUUUACUCACUGUCAUGUCGUUCCAUUACUUUUUUUAUUACUUAGUUAUUUCAUGGAAAGUUAAUGCUAGUUUUUACCCAUACAGUGAAAGUAAAUGGUGACCAUCUCUGUCAAGCUAAAAACUGACAAAAAGCACCAUAAUAAUUGUUUGUGCACUAUUUAUUGAGUUUUCUCAAGCCAUACAAUAGCAAAUAACAACUUAAAUUCUAGUAUGUUCCUCACACAAAACAAUUAUAUGACUUCUUGUAAUCAUAUUGGCCACUUUUAUUGUCAUAUUUGGAGGUUGAAAUCUCCAGUCCCCGUUAACUUGCAAUGUAUGGAAAUAAGCAGCAUGGACAUUUGGCUAAAUAUCUCCUUUUGUGUUCUACCUUAUAUAUAUAUAUAUAUAUAUGUCAAAUUUGGAAUGAUAUGUGGGGUCAGCAAAUGAUGACAGCUUUUAUUUUUGGUGAACUAUGCCUUUAACCGGCCACCUAAUUUAUCUACUCUUAACCAAUGGAUCUCAUCUUAAAUCAGUAUGAAACUUCAAAGGCUUCAUGUUUGCGUGAGCUCGUUAUGGACGGACAGUAAUGAGUUUUCCCAGAGGCUCUUCUUUGAUCUAAUGACGGAUGGACCAUGAUGUGACCAACAGAAUGACCUUUUUACCUGUACAAAGUCUGAGAGGAACUGUUGUAUACUACUAUGUGCUUGAUGUGCUUUAUAUAUAAAGAAAUGGUUACUAAUAGUAUCUAAUACAGUUAGACUGUUUAUCAUAGUUAUCGUGUCUAGAAUAGCUCACUAGUCCUGAUUGGGCGAAACACGUCUUGAGUCUGAAAAAACAUUUUCUUAAUCAGUAUUUUUGUGUUGUGUUCCAAUAAAUGUAUGUAAAGGUCCUAAAAAUAAUACCAGUUUACUUGGGAAUCAAAACUGCGUGCAAUCACAAGACUUUUUAGAAAAUAUAUUGCAUUUAUUUAUUUAUUUAUUUAUUUGUUUGUUUGUAAGGAUGAACCUCAAUAGGAAUUUUUAGAUUUAUGCUGAAAACAAAAAAGAUGAUUUUAAUACAAGUUUAUUUGGAAGAACAAUACAAUACUUUACAUACUUUAAUUGAUAUUAUAUUUUCUAAAAUAGCCUCAUGCAAUCUUAUGCAGUGUUGCUUCUCAAGUAUCUUCUCAAGAUAUUUUUACUUUAAAAAUUAGACAAAAAUACAGAUUAAGAGAAUGGUUUUGAUUUUAGAGUAUAGUAAAUCAUCUCUAAUGUGAGAGCGUUCACUGGGAUAAUGGGAAAAUACGUAUGUGAGAUCUAACCCAGCAAACUCUUGAAAAAGAGGACGCUAGGACAUGAAAUGCUGGGAUUGUUGGAACUAUGUGCCACAAAAUCACCUGUAAUUUCCCAGAUUUCACAUUUCUCUCUUCCUCUCUCAAUUCCUUUGCACCUGCACUUUGGGUUUUUCUUCUUUGUUAAAAGUGAGGAUGUUUGUAACCUGUCAGCGCUGAAAUAUCGGAUAUGAAUCAGCUGAGAGACUAUGCAGUCCAGCUGUGUAUAAUAUCUGACAUUCACAGUUUAUAGUGUAUCCUGAAGACUACGGUUGUGUACAGUUUUUCAUUUGCUGUGUUCUCACCAGGCAUGUAGCAUGUCUGCGCACCUUCCCCUAACUUAUUUUGUUUGUUUGUUUUUUAAAUAGAUGAGUUUUUACUUUAUUUCAUGCUGCUGUUUUUAAGUUUACGUUUUUAUUGUGAAUUGUUCAAAUUGACCUGUAAAUUAUUCAGACCACUUCCAGGAAUUAAAUGUAUAAAAAGAAAA
Ctenopharyngodon idella (grass carp) is the source of this 6145-nucleotide messenger RNA. It is a transcript of the gene tbc1d9, whose product is annotated as TBC1 domain family, member 9 (with GRAM domain). The record is from RefSeq and is a predicted model, not a curated record. NCBI's taxonomy places the organism in Eukaryota, Metazoa, Chordata, Actinopteri, Cypriniformes, Xenocyprididae. Gene Ontology annotation, molecular function: calcium ion binding. The coding region runs from base 501 to 4274 and encodes 1257 amino acids. The transcript has 21 exons.